This is a messenger RNA of Papilio machaon (common yellow swallowtail), 3108 nucleotides long. Its product is annotated as semaphorin-2A. The transcript is spliced from 14 exons. Bases 648 to 2786 code for a protein of 712 amino acids. Gene Ontology annotation, biological process: positive regulation of cell migration; axon guidance; negative regulation of axon extension involved in axon guidance. The record is from RefSeq and is a predicted model, not a curated record. Lineage: Eukaryota; Metazoa; Arthropoda; Insecta; Lepidoptera; Papilionidae. Gene Ontology annotation, molecular function: chemorepellent activity; semaphorin receptor binding.
UUAAACGGAUAGAGCGAAGCGAGCUUUUUUAUCGUGCAGAUCGAGACGGAGUCGUACCGACAACGCGCCGGCAUCCUCUCCCGUGAAGGAUACAUGUCAGGGGUAAAAGCGAGGUGUAGUCUGUCCAUCGUGUCUUGAUGCGUGCGAGCCGGUCGCGAGUCGUGAGGCGGUCCGUUAAUUUCGAGUCGAGUCGAGCGAAUCGGGUUCAGUUUCAGUUCAGUCUCUCUCGCUGCGAUGUCGGCGGCGCACGUCGGUCCGCAUCUCAUCCGACAACUCUACGUAGCUACGUUCGCGCCGAUACUUUUUUCCCGGCUAAUAAAUCACGCGAGCCGAACAAAGUAAACCCUCACGAACAGAUUAUAACUCGAUACGAGAUAACGAGCUCGCAGUACAGCCGCCGUGAUUAAUCACUGAAAGUCGACUCUAAACAACCAACGGAAGCGUAAUCUCGGCUAGACUCGAUUUAGGUGCGUAACGUAAAUAGAUAAACAUUGUUGAAGUUCUCGGGAAUUGUUUGUUGAUUUAACGCACACAAUAGUUGGUUUGAUUUAGUAGUCGUGGAACGGUGAUGUCGUUCGCCGUUUCCGAGUACCGGGCUAGGCCGUGUAUUAGGUGAAUGUGCGAAGAUCAAACCGGCACCUGGCAGGAUGGGUGGCGGGCAGUGGAUCGGGGGAGUGCUGCUAGCCAUGGCAUGCUCGGUGGUGGCGGAUUCGUGGACCGCUUUCCAGGAGCAGCCGUGCUGUCGUCCGGUAUCGCAUCACCGAGUCCGGCAUCAUAGAGAUCACAUACGCGAGUUUUCAUGCGGAAAUCUGUUUUACCGCACAUUAUAUAUGAAUGAAGAGAGAAAUACGCUUUAUGUUGGUGCUAUGGAUCGAAUAUUCAAACUGAACAUGACGGACAUUAGUCAGUCACAUUGCGAGCGUGACGCAUUGGUUCUGGAGGCGAGCAAUGUAGCGCGAUGCGUGAGCAAGGGAAAAUCGGAGCCGUUCGAGUGCAGGAAUCACAUCCGAGUGCUGCAGCCGCUCGGUGACGGUGACCGCCUCUACGUGUGCGGCACCAACGCGCAUAGCCCCAAAGACUGGGUCGUCUAUUUAAAUUUAACACAUCUUCCACGGCACGAGUACGUGCCAGGAGUGGGUCUAGGGGUGGCGAAAUGCCCUUAUGACCCUGCGGACAACAGCACCGCUGUAUGGGUCACGAGAGGCAACCCUGGCGGCCUGCCAGCGCUCUACGCGGGAACCAACGCAGAGUUCACUAAGGCGGAUCCAGUCAUUUUCCGCAACGACCUCUUCGACUUCCGGACAGGACAAAAGAGAUUUAAUUUUAAGAGGACGUUAAAAUAUGAUUCAAAAUGGUUGGACAAAACAAAUUUCGUUGGAUCUUUCGACGUGGGAGAGUACGUUCUGUUAUUUUUCCGAGAAACAGCAGUGGAAUUCAUGAACUGUGGAAAGGCGGUGUAUUCUCGAGUGGCGCGGGUUUGCAAACAAGAUACGGGGGGCAAGCACAUACUUAGCCAGAACUGGGCCACUUAUUUAAAAGCUAGACUCAACUGCAGCAUACCCGGAGAGUUCCCUUUCUACUUUGAUGAAAUACAGAGCGUCUAUCAAAUGCCUGGGGAUACCAGUCGUUUCUACGCGGCGUUCACAACGGGAGCAAGCGAUGGCUUGGUUGGUUCUGCCAUCUGUACAUAUACUAUGGAAGAUAUACAAAACGCAUUUGCUGGACGCUUUAAAGAACAGGCGACGUCAAGCUCGGCGUGGUUGCCGGUGCUGAGGGCCAGAGUGCCGGAACCCCGCCCUGGCACCUGUGUCAACAAUACUGAGGCGCUGCCUGACAAUGUUCUUAAUUUUAUUAGGUCUCACCCCUUAAUGGACUCAGCUGUAAGACAAGAGGGUGACGCACCAGCCUUCUACAAGCGGGACCUAGUGCUGACCACGUUGGUCGUAGACAAACAGUUCGUGGACAUGCUGGGAGAUGACAUCACAUACACCGUAUUCUAUGCCGGCACUAGUAGCGGCGAGGUAUACAAGAUAGUGCAGUGGGCUGGGGGUGGGUCCCGAGUGUCUGACGUGUGGCGUGCGGCGGGCACGGAGGCGGUGCGCGCCCUCGCGCUCUCGCGACGCACACACGCGCUCUACCUCGCCACAGACAAUCGCCUUCGACAACUGCCGCUACGAGCGUGCACGCAUCGAUACGACAGCUGUGUACGCUGCGUCUUAGAUCCGUACUGUGGGUGGGACAAAGAGGCGGGAAUCUGUCGUCCGUACACACCAGGCCUUCUCCACGACGCUACCAACUCUACGCCAUCAAUCUGUGAAGCCAGCGCCCCACUGCGGACAGUGCGAGCUGGGUAUGGACAGAGCGUGCAUAUGGCAGCUUUCGGAAAGACACCCGAAGCAUUGAAAGACCAGAUCGUUGUUUGGUAUCAUCACUCGAGAGAAAAGGGACGUUACAAAAUUAACUAUAAUUGGGAACGAAUACUGCAGACCUCUGAGCGGGGUCUAGUGUUAUUAUCAGUGACGGAGUCAGAUCGAGGUCGCUACGAGUGUUACUUCGGUCCCACGCUCAUCGCCUCUUACAAUCUCGACAUUGACACCCAAAGGUGUAGCCAACCGAGUAGGUCACAAGAGUAUAAACAGGUGUAUUCGGACUGGUGUCACGAGUUUGAGAAGUACAAGAGUGCAAUGAAAGCCUGGGAGUCUCGGCAAAUGCAAUGUUCCAAAAGUUUGAAUUCAUCGAGCCAGCAAAACAAUAUGGAUAACGAGAUAGUCGCUUCGUUGCGGUGAUAGUGUUCAUCGAAUCUGAAUCAGUCCCUAAAUUUACACCGAGUCCGCUCACACGUAAACUAUACGAUAUUUAUUACUCUCUCACUUCUAGAUCUCAGAGUGGUUCAAUUUGAUUACUUAUAUUGCUAAAUUUAAAGUAAAGCACUCCUCUUCUACUCUUCGUGGCCAUUUACAAGUGCAGCAGAAUGUCUUUUAAAUACUAACUUUAGUAUGCAGAUAAAUACAAAAUAUAAAUACUAGAAACCCUUAUCAUCGUAACAGAUUCUUCGUCAUAUGUAUAUUUGUCAUCUACUUUAGUCUACGUGACGAUCAUUUUUCAUUA